Solanum tuberosum (potato) is the source of this 1999-nucleotide messenger RNA. RefSeq names its product protein AUXIN RESPONSE 4. Lineage: Eukaryota; Viridiplantae; Streptophyta; Magnoliopsida; Solanales; Solanaceae. The transcript is spliced from 2 exons. The record is from RefSeq and is a predicted model, not a curated record. The coding region runs from base 243 to 1697 and encodes 484 amino acids.
CUUAAAAAUAUUUCUCUUUUAAGGUGCUCUGCUCUCUGGUCUCUGUCUCCAUUAUUCUUCAGCUGAUUUGCCAUCAUUACACAGUACAUAUACUAUUUUACAGCUAAAACCACCUUUGAAAUCACAAAAAAGCUGCUUUUUACACUAUCCUUUUUGCUUUUAUCACGCUUGUUGAUCUCCAUUGCAAAUCUUGAAAUUACACUCUUCUUCUUGCUGCUACCUCUCAGUUCUACUCAUCAACAAUGGCAAUCAUAACUGAAGAACCAGACUCCCGAAGUCCACUGAAACAACGAAAACCCCUUAAACCCACGUCAAAACCUUCUCAAUCAACCUCCCCAAAACCCAUUAAAUCCACCAAAACUACAAAUGCGACAAACCCAUUUCAUUUCUGGUUCUAUUUCACCAUUUCAGUCUCUCUUGUAACCCUCAUAUUCAUGAUUUUCACUUCUCUUUACCCGCAAGACCCUAAAACAUGGUUUCUUAGCCUGCCCCUAAAUCUACGACAACACUACGCUAAAGGGCGAAAUAUCAAAGUUCAAACAGCUCCUAACCAGCAACAAAUUGAAGUUUUUGCUAUCCAAGAAGGACCAUCAAAGUCUUCUGAUCAGGUACUUAUUGUACAUGGACUAGGAUGUAGCUCUUUUGCGUUUCAAAAAGUUGUGAAUUUUUUGGGUGUUAGAGGUGUUCAUGCUGUUGCUAUCGAUCUGCCUGGUUCUGGGUUUUCGGAUAAGACGAUGGUUGUGGAGGAAGAGCAUGUGGAUGAUGGGGUUCUAGGGAGGCUUAAGGAUAUGUAUAAUGAAAUUCAAGAAAAGGGUAUAUUUUGGGGGUUUGAUCAACUUGUUGAGCAGGGGUAUGUGAACUAUGAGGAAAAUAAAAUCCGGGUUUCGAAAAGAAAUGUUGUUAAGGCUGUUGAUUUGGGUCCUGAAGAGAUUGGAAAAGUGUUGGGGCAAGUGAUUGAUACAAUGGGAUUGUCACCUGUGGAUUUGGUUUUGCAUGAUUCAGCAUUGGGUUUGACUGCUAAUUGGGUUUCGGAGAACCGUGGAUUGCUUAGAAGUGUGGUGGUUCUAGAUAGUGCGCCGACUGGAACAGCAUUGCCAUUAUGGGUGUUGGAAAUGCCAGUGUUAAGGGAUGCUGUUUUGGGAUUGGGAUUUGCUUUUAGGAGAUUACUUGGAACGUGCUGUUCUAGAUCGGUUGGUAACUUGGAGGCUGAGGGUCAUAGGAUUCUUUUGAAGGGAAAGGAUGGAAGAAGAGCUGUUGUAGGGAUGGGGAAGAGCCUGAAUUGUAGUUUUGAUUUGAAUGAAUGGGCUGCUUUGGAUGGAGUGAAAGGGCUACCAAUGCAAGUAAUUUGGUCUGAUGCCUUGUCCAAGGAGUGGACCGAGGAGGGACGUCAAGUUGCUGAUGCAAUCCCUCAGGCAAAAUUUGUCAGUCAUUCUGGUGGGAGAUGGCCCCAGGAGCAUAAUUCUGAGGAGAUAGCUGAAAGUAUCUAUCAAUUUGUUUCCUCCUUGCCGAAGAAUGUGAAACAAACUGAAGAACCUGUACCUGAACAUGUCCAGAAGAUGUUUGAUGAAGUGAAGAGUGGCGAUCACCACCACCACCACGGUCAUGAUAGCCAUGGCCACGAGCAUGAUCAUGGUCAUGGACAUGCUCAUGCCGGAUAUAUGGAUGCAUAUGGGCUUGGUCAAGAGUGGGCCAUGUGAUUUGCUUUCUAGAAUAUGUACUCUCUUGAUUGCUUUCCAAGUUUUAAGACUAGACUAGUAUCAUACCCUUAAAUUCCUCUCUUUUCCCCCCCUCUAGCUGCAGUUUCAUAGUGGUGACUGCUCAGAGCUUUUCUGCUAUCUAAUUUUUGCUAUUGUACUAGUGUUGACACUAUGUAUCAGAUCAAGCCAAGAGUUGUAAUGUAGUUUGAGGUGUAGUCAGACUGAUGCUGGCUGCUUCACACAAAUCUUUGAAAUACAUGUCUCUCUUUGUAAAAUCUAAGAUGCAAUACUUGUAUACUUCA